UGACUCACAUCCUUCGCACGGGAAGACGAAUGCCAGGUCCCACCAAGGCUCCCUGCUCAGUCUUCGUCGUUUGGGAGACAGAGACGCUCCCACCCAGCGGGCAAAUCAAAUCCAGGGCAUUUUGAAGCUCCAGCCUGGACUGCUGACCUGCUUUAGUUAGUGUGCCGUUUGCUCAAGUCUGCCCUUGACGAGGUCAACCAACUUCCUCAGGCCAGAAUGACUAGUACUAGUGUUGCGUUCAUCUCCGUCAGCGCCUUCUGUUUCGUGCUUGGCUUUGUCGUUGAGCCAGUAGCCUGCGGUGGGACCCACGAUGUGCCACUCGACAUCGCCAGAGGAGUCCUUCCAGAACGCCCCGCCGGCGAGAGGAGACUUGCCAAAAGGGAGAUCCAUCGCAUGGCAGGUCACAUCCAGUGCUCGGAGGUCACCGUCGAAGGAGGAGGAGGAGGAGGAGGAGGAGGAGGAGGAGGGACGGAAGUCAAAGUCGUGAAGGAGAUCCGGACGGACUCCUACGGAUUCCUCCUGAGGCCGAGGGAGGACUUCCAGAGGAUCGUCUUCAAAAUGCUGAUCGACAACGCGAUGAACGUCCAGCCGCCUUAUCUCUACGAGGACGCCCUGGACAUCACCAGAGCGAUGCUGGAGGAGGCCUCGCCAACGGCGCCCGACCAGUGGCACGAGUUCCACGUCAAGUAUUACAAACAUCAGGUGAACCCGAGUCUGUUCAGCCUGGGGCGUGACAAGUUGGCACUGCAGGUGACGGUGGGAAACCAGACGCGCCCUUUGAUCACCAAGCGGUGGUGGCGGACGCACUCCUACUCAGGAUUUCAGAUCUCGGUCGAGGGGGGCGCCGACUUCCUGUUCGACUGCGCCGCCCAAUCGAUCAUCCACAACGCCCCCGUGUCGGUUGCAGGCCAGCCCCUCCUCCUGGGGGGCAUCCUGGGGGCCUGCUUCCUUCUGGUGCUCGCGGGGUGGGUGUUGUACCUCGUCUUCAGGAGGCCAAGUCGCCACGGGUACGACGAGCCCCCUCCAGUGCCAGAACUGCCCAAAUCGCUGCUGCUGAGCAUGGACAAGGUCAGCCACGCCCCAGACGCCAGCCACCACAUCUACGAGGAGUUCGACGAGGACACCCUAUCGCGCCUCCGGCAGAAGAUGAACGCCGCGACCUUGGGCGACUGCCUGGACCCGCCCCCAAAACCCCCCUCCGAGCAACAGCAGGCACCGUCGCUAGCCGUGGGCAACGAGUACGACAUCCCGAAGGGCGUCCCCCUGCGAGCACGUCCUCACGAGAGGGUGAAGGGCGCGGUCCCGCCGAAGGAGCGGGUGUACGCGAACGAGACCUCCCUGACGCUGAUCGACGAGAAGAUCAAGGCCACCACGGGCAUCAGGGACUCUAUGCCCGAGACCCACUACAUCGAGAUGCACGGGAUCGUCAACAGGGGCUCCGUCGACAUGGGGGCUUUGGGAGGACAGUGAGACAGGGGACACUAAUUAAGGGUUCUCGAGGAGGAAAGAAAAAAUAAAUCGAAGUAAUGCUUCCCUAAGUGGCCAAGUUCGUGCCCAUUAAAAACGAGGUCCUUUAAAAACAACAGGAUCCUAUAAGACCAAAGUCCUUUAAAAACAGGAUCCUAUAACACCAACGUCCUUUAAAAACAAGGUCCUGUAACACCAACGUCCUUUUAAAAACAGUCCUGUAAUACCAACGUCCUUUAAAAACAGGGUCUUUUAAAAAAAUCCUAUAAAACCAAAGUCCUUUAAAAACAGAGUCCUAUAAAACCAAGGUCCUUUAAAAACAACAGGAUCCUAUAACACCAAGGUCCUUUAAAAACAGGGUCCUGUAAAAACAAGGUCCUUUAAAAACACGCGUCUCUGUUUGACUGAUUAACUGACUGACCUGACUACUUGCUGAAAAAGGGUCACACGAAAAUAGUAAAUAAACCUCAGUGACUGUCUGACUUGCCAAUUUAUUGAGACACUAAGAAGAAGAAAAUAAAAGAAAAAGUUUCUAUUGCAGUGACUCUGCUUGACCUGAAAAUCCAACGAGAUACGAAUUAUAGUGUUUCGACAAUACUGAAAAUGUGAUAAUACUCAUGGUUGUGACAUCAUAAAAAUUACCAGAUUAAGAUUAGUGGCGAGAGUGGAGAAUUACUGGAAACAAUAUGUAAACAAAAUUAUUCAUUUUGCACGUGACUUAUUCACAUUCAAAAUAACUGCACCUUCGUGAGGGCAACCAACUUUCAACUCAACGCACCGAGUAUGACACUCGACAGGAAAUAUAAAUCACAUUCAAGGAAACUCAGUUCAAAAGCUGCAAACGACACCAGAUUACACAACGACAGAAAUUUAAAUUUAAACAAUAAAGUCAGGACGGAGAAUGAAACGUGUACGAUAAACAAAAACUCCCCCAGAAAAUGACUGACGUGACAAGCAAGAAAGAAUAGAUUCGUAAGAGAAACUCCCCACGGCAAAUAUAAACAAACAAACUCAAGAAAGACGCACCUUCGAAAUGAAAACAAAUCCUAAUCGACCGGAAAUCCUACCAGAAUGAGGACGGCAGGAUUUUCGACGGCCAUUCAAUGAUUCAAGUUAAAACUCCUUCUGCUAAGGAGGCGAAGAUAUCUACAGAGCAAGUGGGCGAUCCGAUUCUAUGUAACAAAAAUGAUUUUGAUCAAAACCCUUCCGAACUUCGUUCCUGCCCCAAAACUCGUCAUACCUAAAAACCUUCUACCAUCUUUCGUCGUUUCCUUCCUCUCUUUUCAUAACACUUAGUGUCCAUGGCACAGUAACGAAAAACAGCUCGAUCCUAGAAUGGCAGGAUAAAUAACGCGUCACAGAGGUGACGAAAAGACUUCCGCCCCGAAAAGAAAGUGUCGCAAUGCUGUACUCGUCCAGUUCUCUGGGACCAAGGGACACCUGACUUGAGGUCAGGUACGACGCCCUGGUCAAUUUCUGACAACGUCAACAGCUGACUGGAAAAACUUUCAGUUUAUGACGUCACUGGAAAUGUUACAUCAUUAAUUUAUGGAUCUAUACGCGAAACUAACGCCUUUGGCGUUGUAAAUAUGUUAAAAUACGCGUAUGGAAGACUAAAGUGUAGCCAAUUGCAGUAGUAGAAAGACACUGAUACUUUAGUUUAUAGCAUGUAUAUAUGUAUAUAUAUAUAUAUAUAUAUAUAUAUAAAUAUAUAUAUAUAUAUAUAUAUAUAUAUAUAUAUAUAUAUAUAUAAUAUUCUCAAGUAACAGUAUCCUUCUGAGUUAUCCCAAGACAUACCUAUUUUAACUGAAAUCUUCUUUCAAACUACCAGUUCUGGUUCUGCAUCAUUGUAUACCCUAAAACUCCAAGUCCAGUCUGAGACCUGAGAACAGUUAACUGCCUGUGUAUACCUGCUUGACAAUGUAAUUAGUAUGUUUGAGUAGUAAUAUACCACUUACUAACGACUCCAGGAAUCACAUGCUUAUACUUUGUAAAUACAAUUACCCAAAUGUA
Molecule: messenger RNA, 3480 nt
Organism: Macrobrachium nipponense
Lineage: Eukaryota; Metazoa; Arthropoda; Malacostraca; Decapoda; Palaemonidae
Exons: 3
Coding region: 217-1470 (417 amino acids)
Source: RefSeq, a predicted model, not a curated record